Molecule: messenger RNA, 2111 nt
Organism: Zootermopsis nevadensis
Lineage: Eukaryota; Metazoa; Arthropoda; Insecta; Blattodea; Termopsidae
Gene: lms
Product: lateral muscles scarcer
Biological process (GO): regulation of transcription by RNA polymerase II; central nervous system development; neuron differentiation
Cellular component (GO): nucleus
Molecular function (GO): RNA polymerase II cis-regulatory region sequence-specific DNA binding; DNA-binding transcription factor activity, RNA polymerase II-specific
Source: RefSeq, a predicted model, not a curated record
UCCAAAUACAUUUUGUCCGACUUUCUAAUCCCUCUGUGGUGAUUACAUUCGUUUACUGAAGACAUAACAUCAUUUAUUUCGUCUUGUGUUAAAAUGUGAUGACAGAAAAUGUCACUUAAAGUUCGUAACGCGGAGGACAACAAUUAGGGUUAUUGUUGAUUGUUAAAAUGGUUUCGAUUUGGGGUUUUUUAAUGGCAGAAGCGAGGAAACAGGGACACUCGGGAGACCCUGAUUGAGACUGAGAUUGCGAGGGGCCUUAAGAGAGAAAAAUUACGCGUAACACAUUUUUGAAAAUUUCAAUUACUAUAACUUUAAUUGGUUUUAAAACUACAUCUCUGGAAGUGACUCAGACCAUUCAUGCAAGUUUCACAUUUUACAGGCUCGUUACGCCAUGGUCAGGAGGACAGCACAAAUCCCGUGAGACUGAAAGAAAACUACGCAUUUGAUUUUAAAAAUCAAGAGCUCUUUUAUUACUGCGUUGCGACAACAUGGCCGAAAGCGAAACAUCUUUAGUAAGUGGAACAUGUGAUUUUAACACUGAUAACACUACAUUACAAAGCAAACGUCCGUCACACGCAUUUUCAAUCGAGAAACUUCUGUCCGUGACAUCAGCUGCGUCAGAUGUAUGCUCAGGAAUAACCUCGGAAGAUUCUCUGGAGCCGAUGACAGUCGGUCUAACCGGCAACAGUCAACAACCAGCGACAGACAAUGCUCGGCAGAGAGUGCCUGAAGAAGACAGACAUUGUUCGUAUGGGAGAACUACGACGAUCACUUCUAUAGUGCGAGCGGAUUCCUCGUCAGUGGGAGUCCGGCGAGGAUGCUGCAGUGACUGCGAGGAACAGGACGUGUCGCUCGAGGAAGAGAUGGACGAUCUGACGGUCCAGGUGUCUCCAGGAGUGCUGGAGUGCGGUGGAGUAGUCUCCACUACACUGAUCGACGCGGAGGGCUCGAAUCACAGACCGCACAGCGACUGUUCUCGGAACGCGAGCCGAAUAUGCAGGACAUCGAACGAGACGGACAAGUGCACUGGCGGUUCCAACAGUUCCUCGUCGUCGGCCUCGGGUCCCGACGAACGGAAAAAGCGGCCACGAACAGCGUUCACGGCUUCACAAAUCAAAUCACUGGAGGCCGAGUUUGAGAAGAACAAGUAUCUGUCUGUUGCCAAACGACUGCAGCUUUCUAAGAGCCUAAAGCUUACGGAAACACAGAUCAAGAUAUGGUUCCAGAAUCGUCGAACCAAAUGGAAGAGGAAAUACACGAACGAUUUGGAGCUUUUAGCACAACAAUAUUACAGCUCCAUGGGAGUCAUGGCGCCCAGACCGAUAUUCCUCGGAGACAGACUCUGGUUCUUCAACUACCCACACACAGCACCCCAGCAUCAGGGUCUCCCUGAGCCCUCGCUCAUCUCAGCACCGCCUAAUUUCAUGCCGCAUCACGGACACACACUGUCACCCCUGCUCGGCCUGCCACAGCCUCAUCCACCCCAACACUGCCAACCCUUACCAAGCAGCUUAGUCACCCCUCAUCACGGUUACCAACACCCUACCAACAUGGGAUUGGCGAUGCAUCAACCCUCGUCAAGUCAAUUUUCCAGCACUUCCAGUUCUGUUCAAGGUGUUCCAGAAAAUUCGAAUGGUUGAUGACACAAGAAGUUGAUAUUUUAAUGUUCCUACUAAAACAGUGCAACUUAAAAGGAGGUCCACGCCUCGCAAGCAAAGUAGCCGAUUAAACUAUAAGCGGAAAUGUUAAAAUUUGAGGUUUUCGUGAUAUAAUUCAGAUUACGGUCUUACGGUUGUUACAGUCUUGUAGCUAGUUUCUUACAUUUCAGAGCAAUGUGCAUUGCCCUGAUGACGGAGGCAGUAUGACCUCUGAAACGUUGGUAACCAUCGACCAGACUACACAGUGCAACGACCCAGAAGACGGAAAUCUUCUUAUUCAAGAUUGUGAAUAUAGUGUAUGUACGCAUACGCGUGUUUCCAGAUCUACCACUGAAAUUCAACAUCAGCAUCUUAGUAAUUACAAUUUUAAUGACAGAAUUUUCAUAAUGAAAUUACAAAUAUAAAAAUCUGUAUGAAUUCAUUUAUGUAAAAAAUAAAAGAUCCCCUUGUGCU